This is a messenger RNA of Phymastichus coffea, 1029 nucleotides long. Its product is annotated as serine/arginine-rich splicing factor 6-like. The record is from RefSeq and is a predicted model, not a curated record. NCBI's taxonomy places the organism in Eukaryota, Metazoa, Arthropoda, Insecta, Hymenoptera, Eulophidae. The transcript is spliced from 5 exons.
AUGGCUCCUAUAAAACAGCACCGCGAUGCCGCAGCGAAAAAUCGCGAUAAAACUAAACGGCGUAAAAGACCAUCGGAGCAUGCCAACCACCUGCUAUACAGAUGUAUGGGUGAAUUAUGCGGCGAUGAAUGCGAGCAGGAAAUACAAGCAGUACCCGGUGCAUCGAGUCAGCGUCGCAACGACAUGAGCAGCAAAAGUCUACAGCAGCAAGACAUGGAGAUGGAUGACAUUUCUUCUGAUUUCGAAGAUUCCGAUUACGUUAUGGACGAGCGCGAGAGACGUCGUCAGCCAGCGAUGAAGGCCGGUCGCGUGAACAAGGUCACGGCCAAGAAGACGCCCACUAAGCAAAUCAAGGAUAUGCCCGUGCAACUCGGUCUACAAAAAGCUGAACGCUACCUGUGCAGUGCGCUUGACUUUGGUGUGCAAGCUGGCUAUCUGACGCCUAAGGACGCGAAGGGCCGAGUACUGCGUGUCGCCUCAGGUCUACUGCAAACCACAGUAAGCUCGGUGAAGCGUAUCAACACCGACGCGACGGGCGCGUCUCGUCGACAACCAAUCAAAUGAAAACACAUCGAGAUGCACGACGACGAUGCUGACGGUGUCAACGAAUCCAAAAGUCAAAGGCGUCAUGGCAAAAAAUCACGCAGCCGUUCGAAACGUCAUGGUAUGAAAAAACGAUCUGCCAAUAGUCGCAGUCGUAGCCGUAGUAAACGCAGCAGGCAUGGACGAAGGAGCAGUGGGGGUAGAAGCCGCUCGGCGAAUCCAAACAGCGAAAAACGUCCCCCACCAUCGACCGGGAACGGCUUAGAAGAGCAAGACGACAUGGGCAACGACAACAGCCAACAAACUACAGGUAGUAGCAGUAUUCGCAACGAUGACGACGGUAAGAGCGUCAAAUCAACCAAGAGCUUCAAGCCUGCACCAAAUAACGACAGUCAAACAGGCAGCGAGAAUAAGAAUAAACACGAUGACAACCUAUCCAACGACGAGGAAAGCGACGACGACGACGACGAUGACACCAAAAAGUGA